AUGAUCAUUGAAGAAAAUGAAUUUGAUAAAUAAAUAGAAGAUCUUCUCAAUAAAGAAAAGACAGCUAGAUUAGCUAACAAUUUAGUUGAAACAUUGAAAAUUACUAAAUAAAUUGCUAAACUCUGUUUUGAUACUAAAUAAUACUCUAAAUUCAAUGAAUUAAUAAUAUAACUUAGUAAAAAGAGAGGAUAACCAAAAAAAGCAUAAAUUGAACUUGUUUAAAUGGCUAUGGUUGAAUUAAAAACUCUUCCAAUAAAUUAAAAAUUAGAAAUGAUUGAUGCCAUUAUGAAAGUAUGUGAAAAAAAGAUCUACUUAGAAGUAGAAUAUGCUCGAUGUGUUUUAAUGCUCACUUAAUAUAAAGAAGAUGAUAAUCAAAUUGCUGAUGCUGCUAAAAUAUUAUAAGAAGUAUAGGUUGAAACCUAUGGAUCAAUGGAUAAAAGAGAAAAAUUAGAAUUUAUACUCUAUCAAAUGAAAAUUAUGAUUAAAAAAUUAGAUUAUGUUAGAUUAUUCAUUAUCUCUAAAAAGAUUGAACCUAAAAACAUAGAAGAUGAUAAUAUUGCAGAUCUUAAAAUCAUUUAUUAUUCAUUUUUAGUUAUUUAUUAUAGACAUGAAAAUAAUUACAAAGAAACUGCUCAUGCUUAUUCAAAAAUACUUGAAUCAUUACAUAAAAAUAAAUAAUUAGAAGCAACCAAAGUAGAUUUUAAUUUUAGAAUUGAUUACAAUACAAUAUUAGAAAAUUAUUCUAUGUAUACUAUAUUGAGUUAAUAUUCUGAAGAAAAGGUAUUUAAAUAAUCAUAAUAUAGGAAAAAUAAUUAAAAUUCAUAAUUUCCACUUAUAAAUACAGUCUUGAAGCAUUGCCUAAUAUGUUAUAAUUAAUUUAAGCUUUUUUGGGAACAGAAUUAAUUAGUACCUUACCAUAAAGUCAUAAUAUUUAAGCUGCUGAGAUAUUUGAUGAGAAUAUUGAAAAUAAUAAACAAAGAUAUAUUGGUAUUUAAAUUAAUAUAUAACUUAUAGACUUUAGAAGAUAAUUGAUUCAUCAUAAUUUGAGAAUAUUUUAAAUCUAUUAUGAUUCAGUUUAUUUAAAUAGAAUAACAGAAUUAAUUGGAAUUAGUACAUAAGAAUUAGAAGAAGAAAUUUGCUUAAUGAUGGAUUAAAAAGUAUAGGAAUGAAAUUUAACCUAGUUAUUGAAUUGUAAAAUUGAUAGAAUAUUGGGAAUAGUUGAUUACUAAUUAAAAAAGAAUGAGAAUGAUGUUUUAUAAGAGUGGGGAGACAAUGUAAAUAAGGUUCUUAAUCUAAUUGAUCUUACAAGCAAUUUGAUUAAAAGAGAAGAAGAAUUAUUUUUGUGAG
Messenger RNA from Paramecium pentaurelia, 1347 nucleotides. Lineage: Eukaryota; Ciliophora; Oligohymenophorea; Peniculida; Parameciidae. The record is from the annotation of a GenBank genome assembly.